CUUGCCUCUGAUUUAUUUCCCAUGUUGGGUAUUGGUCAUAGUAUUACUACGGAGUGCUCCUUCUAGCUUAACAAAAGUUUUUUUUUUAUAUCAAACUAAUUACUUCCAGCCAUUUCACUUGGUCUAGUGGUAAAAAAUACUCUUUGAGUGUGUUCCUUCAAAUUUCCAAAUUGUGUAUAUAUAUAUAUUUAUUGUGGUGCUUUCCAAAUUUUUAGUAUGUCUAAUGUUGAUCAAAAGUCAGUUUUCAACAUUGACAUGGUAUCAAGUUACAAACAACUAUUUUUCAUUUUUGCUAGUGGUUUAAAAAUUUUUUAAAUUGGAAGUGAUUAAAUUCUAGCCACCCUCAAUCUGCAUGCAAUUGCAUAAUUUUGGCAAUAAUCUUAAUGAAAUGCUCUCAUGAUGAUGGAUACUAUUUACACGUAAUUUUCAAUAUCUUGAAAUGAACAUACUAUUCGUGCAUAUUUCAGAGGGAAAUUGCCCACCCCAGCCCAAGUUUCCUUUCACUUUUCUUGCGUUUCUUUUCUUUUGUCUUCCAUUUUUAAGAUGGUAUCAAACUGUGGUGGGCUACGCAAUUUUCCCUGUGAAAUAUGUAAAAUAUGACACUGAACUUAUACUAUGGUUCAAUUCAGCAUUCUAGCGGAAGAAGGCGUACUUGUCUGAGUCAUAAAGAAGCUAUGGCAUGGGACCACGGAGGUUGAACUGCACACAGGUGUUCCCGGACCCCAAGAAGAUGCAGAUCAAUUUGACUGGAUUCUUGAAUGGAAAGAAUGCUCGCCUCUUCAUGCAAGAACUAUGGGAUCUACUGUUGUCAGCUCAGGACUCUGUGACUGGAAUACCAACUCAAUUCCUGGAGCAGAAAAAGGAGGAAAUUAAGAAGAGAAUGGAGGAGCAAGAGAAAUUGCAUGAAACCCUUGCAAAGAAAGUAGAGAAAGAUAAAGAAGACAAAAAAGAAAAGAAGAGGGACAGAAGCCGUAGCAAAAGCCGUGAAAAGAAGAGAAGUCGCAGUAAAAGCCGUGAAAAGAAGAGAAGUGGCUCUCGUGACAGGCACCGUGAAAAGGACAAGAGGGAUAAGGACCGCAGAAAGGACAAGGAUAAAGAAAAGGUGAAGGACAAACCAAAGGAUGGAUCUAUUAAAGAAGUUGAAAGUGACAAGCCCAAGGAGAAAGAAGAGGAAGACAAAGGAUCUUCUGCGACUGCUCCUGAAAACAGUCAAAGCAAUGGUGAUAUCCCUGAUAAAGAGCAAGUGGAGCAGGAGCCUUCAGGAAAUGGCGACACUGCACCCAAAGGCCGAUGGGAUAGCAAAGAAGUUGUAGUUAAAGAGGAGCCAAAGGACCCAGAAGAAGUCAAGCGUGAUAGGUCUCGCUCACAUAGCUCGUCUGCAUCUUCAAGGUCAUCACGAAAAGAAAAGGUGGAUGAAAAGAAAGACAGGCAUUCAUCACGUUCAAGCAGUUACAGUUCUGAUGAUUCCCGUAAAGGAAAGCAUUCAGGUAAAGAUGCAGACUUUGAAAUUAGAAAAAAGGAGGAUAGUGUUCAGAAGAAAAGGCAUUAUCGCUCAAAUAAUAGGGACUCUUCUGGAUCUGAUUCAGACCGUGGUCGCUCAAACAGGAGAGAUCAUAGAGGGAGUUUUGGCUCACCCCCGAGGUCUCGUCGACGAGAUGAUGAUAGGGAUCGUGACAGGGACAGGGAUCGGAGGGACCGGGAUCGGGACAGGGAACGAGAGCGCGAAAGGGAUCGAGAAAGAGAGAGAGAACGUCGCCGUCGUUCGCUAGAACGUGAGAGGGAAAGGGAGAGGGAGAGAGAGCGCGAGAGGGUCCGACGGGACCGGGAACGGGAGAGGGAGAGAGAAAGGGAGAGGGAGAGGGAAAGGCAGAGACUGUCAUCAGGGAGGCGGAGGAGCCCACGCCGGAGUUCACCCAGGUCCAAUUCCCGCAGGAGCCCUCGUAGAGAUAGUCCACGACGAUCUCCCCGAAGAAGUCCCAGGCGGAGCCCACGCAGGAGUGUGCGGAGGUCGGAGUCACCACGAAACAAGAGCGCGUCCUCCAAGCACUCACCAUCACCUCGACGGAGUAUAUCAGACUCCAGGCAGCCUCCCUCACGGUCACAAGAUAAUAAAUUAGAUAAAAAAUCUAGAUCUCGUAGUCCCAUUGUUGCUGUAAAGAAGCCAGUUGCAGAGGGUUCACGCAGCUCUUCUGGUACCCCUUCCCCUGUGAAAAAGGAUAAAGAAGUCAAAUCCAUCAAAAGUAAACGGUCCAAGUCUUCUGAUUCAGAAGAUGAAACUCUGCCCAAGAAACCACCAACUCAACCAGUUAAGGCGUUGCAUGGAAGAACAGAGUCUCGAUCCAAAUCUCCACCGGCGGCAAAGUCUACUAGAUUGUCUCGAUCAAAGUCCAGGUCUUCUUCUAGAGACUCCUCUCGGUCAAGGUCCAAGUCUGACUCCCGAACACCAAAGAAGAAACCUGAACCUGUUUCUGUUAAAACAGAUUCCAGUGCAGAGCAGAAAGCUGAUAAGAAACAGACACUUUCUUCAGGUGAUACCUUAUCAACCAGUAAAGCUGCCCGGAAGAAGAGUGAAUCAAGAUCCCCUUCGCCUAAAAGAAAGAAAUUGAACAGCUCCAAAGAGGAGGUUCAAACAUCAGAUUCUGAAAACUCGCAUGAUGAUAAUAAAAAAGAGAAGAAGAAACCUACAGAAUCCAGCCCAGAGACAACAGAGAAAUCCAAGAAGAAAAGGAAGAAAAAGAAGAAAGCGGCUGGUUCUAGCAGUGAAUCUGAAGAAAGUGAUGCUGAGGCAAGUGGAAAAAAGAAAAAGAAGGACAAAAAGCAUAAGAAGCACAAGAAACAUAAGAAGACCAAGAAGGCUAAAAAGCACAAAUCUGAUGCUAGUGAGGAAUCUGCUGAAAGUGGAACUGAGAGGGGUGAAUCACUUGAAAGACGCUUAAGGGAACGUGCAUUGAAGUCUAUGAAAAGAGAAGACAACAGUGAUGACAGUAAAUAGUAAUUGAUGUAUUAAUUAUCCUACUUAUGGCUGUCUAUUCCUACUCAAAACCUUUUGAGGAAAAAAAAAUUAAAAUAAAAGCUACUGGUAUCACUCAAUUGUAAACUUCCAUAUUUUAAAUAUUAACUCUUCCAUAAGUAUCAUAUUUUCCAAUGUCCACUGUUUCUGUAUUCACACACUGGUUGAUGUGUCUUUGUUAUUAUUUUCAUGGAGUGAUCACCUCUAUGGAUUUUAUAGAGUGACUGCGAGUGAUGUGCUUUGCACGUUUGCUUGCUUGGUUUAUGUGUGGAAAUGUAAUGACAGUGUCACGCGGCCAUAUUUUCUGUUGAAUUAGAUGAUAUCCAAUGACUGCUAUUAUAUUCAACUGUUUUUAAGAAUAGUAACACUUGGAGCACUGAACUUAUGAUGCAUUUGCUCUUGGAUUUGAAUUGCAGUGAUUUGGUUGUAGCUUUAACCAAUAUUUCAUGAGGAAGUGUGCAAUUCAGCCAAACAAAAAAUUUGCUGGUGUUUGCAUCAGAUUGUGAAUUUAAGUUAGACCGAAGCUGGUCAUAAAAUCUGUGAUUUUUGGCGUUCUCAGCCUUUCAUUGAAGAGGGAUCAAGGCAUGGCGGACUAAUCCAUUUUCAAGAUGUGUGCCUGUGUUCUAAUUUCGUUGUUCUUUUGUUUGUGACUGUUUGUUAGACACAAUUUUUAAGGUGUCGGUUGGAAUUCUUAUUUCUUAAGAUCAGUUUGAAAAUCUUUGUGUACUGUUCAGAUACAUCAGGGGCGAAUAGUUACAAAGCAAAUGAAUCAUGAACUAGCUGCUUGCUCUGUGAGGAUCCGAGCGAGGACUAAUCUGUUUGUAUAUGUGGCUAUCAGUGUGAGAUGAAUAAAUUGUGGAAGCACGUGAAA
Thrips palmi is the source of this 3881-nucleotide messenger RNA. It is a transcript of the gene Srrm1, whose product is annotated as serine/arginine repetitive matrix protein 1. NCBI's taxonomy places the organism in Eukaryota, Metazoa, Arthropoda, Insecta, Thysanoptera, Thripidae. Gene Ontology annotation, molecular function: RNA binding. Gene Ontology annotation, cellular component: spliceosomal complex. The record is from RefSeq and is a predicted model, not a curated record. The transcript is spliced from 15 exons. Gene Ontology annotation, biological process: mRNA processing; regulation of mRNA splicing, via spliceosome. Bases 680 to 2992 code for a protein of 770 amino acids.